AUUACUAUCUGCAAAGCUGAGAAACUAUAUUCAAAUGGAUUUCACGUACUGUGAGUUCCCCAGCACCGUCUCCAUCGACACCUUCAUGGCCUAUUUCAAUCUCACCGAUGUCAAGUUGCCCAAAGUCGGCGGUAAAUCAUUAGACAACAGCCAGAUCCCCAACGAAGUCCAGGAGGGCCAGACAAAUCAAGUGAAAAGUCUGAGACAUCUUGUUCUGGAUUCCAUUGUGGAUAACUGGAGUGAGUUGCCUUGGUACAAGCAUCUGGGAAGGCGCGAGGACCGAAACUACCUGCUCAGCCACCUGGACACCCAACUGCCGCUGCAGCUGCUCAGCUCCCACAUCCGGGAGGACUUCUUCUGGCAGCGAUGCUAUGAACAGCGCUGGAAGAGUGCGCCCCUGCAAUCACGGGGUGUGGAGCGGCCCUGGAUCAACAUCUACAUGGAGCGACAUGUGCAGGAGUUUAUUGAGAACAUGCCGACGGGCGACUACGAGCAGGAGGGCAACGUUCAGGCCACCCUGGACAUCUGUGCGGCGUACAUAAAUCAGUUGGAUAUAAGUUUUCUUCAGCCCGCCCCGCCCACGACCGAUGCGAAUGAUCACAUUCCGCUUGAUUACCUUCUCAGCAAUCUGCCGGAUUUACGCCAACUGCGACUGAGUUACUGUACCAAGACGGCCGGCUGUAAUUACCAAAUGGGCUGCAACCAACUGACUGCCAGGGACAUUUUGCUCCUGUCCAAAGGACUCAGCCAGUGCCACGAGUUGCGCCAGUUCUGUAUGCACAACACCAAACUGAUGCCGUAUCAGUUGCGAUUCCUGGCCCACAGCCUGGACAAGGGAUGUCACCACCUGACGGAGAUGUCCUUGCUGCACUGCGCAGUGGGGGAUGCAGGAAUUCGUAGCUUUUUAGAGACCUGCGGCCGGGAAUCCUUUAGUACUCUUACUGUGUUGGAUUUGACUAAUAAUAAGAUAACGGAAGAAGGUGCCUAUAUCCUUAGUCGCACUUUGAGGCAUGUACCUUUACAGCGGCUGGUCCUGCGACUAAAUCCAAUCCAAAGUGACGGUGCUGCUGCUAUAUUUCACACUCUCCAGUUAAUGCCCAUUAAGGAGCUGGAUCUGGGGACCUGCGGCAUCUCAGAGACCAUCACAAAACUUUUCAUGAUGUUGAUUUGUCAGCACAAUACAUUGCUUGAUAUAGACAUAUCCAAUAAUUCCUUGGGAGAGGACUUUGGAAAACAUCUCAUGAAGAUCAUUACCUGUAAUAAAGUUCUGGAGAAAUUGGAUUUGCGUAAUACUGGACUAUCAUUGGAAAUGCGUAGAAAAUUUCAGGAGCUUCUUAUCAAAAAUGUGGAACGCAAAAAGCAUGAGGCCCUAAAACAAAAACAACGAGAUAAAUUCAAGGCCAUGAUGCAGUUAUAA
This is a messenger RNA of Drosophila bipectinata, 1417 nucleotides long. Its product is annotated as dynein regulatory complex subunit 5. Gene Ontology annotation, molecular function: protein binding. NCBI's taxonomy places the organism in Eukaryota, Metazoa, Arthropoda, Insecta, Diptera, Drosophilidae. The record is from RefSeq and is a predicted model, not a curated record.